GGCCAAUAAUUGAUUUAUCUUUUUCUAUAUCUAUAUAUUUUUGGGAUUCCUUCAUUACCAAAACAACAAUUGGAGAACUCCAAAUAAUGGGGAUGAAUCAAAUGUCCUUAGCUGCACUUUUGCUUUUGGUUGCUGUCUCCAUCUUUAUUUUACAGGUUGUUGCAGAAAAUCCUAUAUCCCAAGCUAAAGCUGAAUCUGCAAUCCUUCAGGACUCAGUCGUUAAACAAGUUAAUGAAAAUGAAAAAGCUGGAUGGAAAGCUGCCUUUAACCCUCGAUUCUCGAAUUUAACGGUUUCCCAAUUUAAGCGUCUUCUUGGAGUUAAGCGCACAAGAAAGGGCGAUUUAAAGGGCAUUCCUGUUUUAAGUCAUCCAAAACUUUCAAAGUUACCACAAGAGUUUGAUGCACGAGUGGCUUGGCCUAACUGUAGCACUAUUGGGAGAAUUCUUGAUCAGGGACACUGUGGUUCUUGUUGGGCUUUUGGUGCUGCUGAGUCACUGUCUGAUCGUUUCUGUAUUCAUUAUGGAUUGAAUAUCUCUUUGUCAGCAAAUGAUAUCUUAGCAUGCUGUGGAUUUCCCUGUGGGGAAGGUUGUGAUGGUGGAUAUCCAUUACAAGCUUGGAAAUACUUUGUCCGCAAGGGUGUGGUCACAGAAGAGUGUGACCCUUACUUUGAUAAUGAGGGAUGUUCCCACCCUGGGUGUGAACCUGCAUAUCCCACCCCCAAGUGUCAGAGGAAGUGUGUUAAACAGAAUCUACUCUGGACUAAGUCCAAGCAUUUCGGCGUCAAUGCAUACAUUAUCAGCUCCGAUCCGUACAGUAUUAUGACAGAAGUUUACAAGAAUGGACCAGUUGAGGUCUCUUUCACUGUCUAUGAGGAUUUCGCUCACUACAAGUCUGGAGUUUACAAGCACGUAACUGGUGAUGUAAUGGGAGGCCAUGCUGUUAAGCUCAUUGGAUGGGGAACCUCUGAGGAUGGGGAGGACUAUUGGCUUCUUGCCAAUCAAUGGAACAGAGGCUGGGGUGAUGAUGGCUACUUUAAGAUCAGAAGAGGAACAAACGAGUGUGGCAUUGAAGAAGAAGUGGUUGGGGGAUUGCCUUCAGCCAGAAACCUGAACGUGGAACUUGAUGUGUCUGAUGCUUUCCUCGACGCCUCAAUGUGAAUGCUAAUUCUUCAACUAAACACUAAAUAGGAUUUAAGUUUCUGAAGAUUUGGGGAAUAAUAACAUUUUAAGCUUCAUAUUCUUCCCCUCCUAAUUUGUCUGCAGCAUCUGUAAUCUGCAAUUGUUCCACUGUCUUAAUUAUCAAUGGAAGUGUUUUCUAUAUCUGUUAUGUAUUUCUUCAGAAGUACUCUGUCAAGCUUGGCAAUGUUGUAACAUUAUUAUGCAUUGUACUAAACUUUAUUAAUGGAUUGUACCUUCUUGUUGCUGUUGUGAUCAAA
Messenger RNA from Lycium barbarum (goji berry), 1435 nucleotides. Its product is annotated as cathepsin B-like protease 3. The transcript has 11 exons. Gene Ontology annotation, cellular component: lysosome. NCBI's taxonomy places the organism in Eukaryota, Viridiplantae, Streptophyta, Magnoliopsida, Solanales, Solanaceae. Gene Ontology annotation, biological process: regulation of catalytic activity. Bases 87 to 1157 code for a protein of 356 amino acids. The record is from RefSeq and is a predicted model, not a curated record. Gene Ontology annotation, molecular function: cysteine-type endopeptidase activity.